ACGCACUUUUCGGGUAGUACGCCUGGAAUUUCAAAAUGGCGUUCAAACGGCGGUUCGUCGUUGAAGGCUCAGCUGCUCAGUAACGUCGGUGCCGCCAACGCGACAACAUGUACCGCUGAUUUCCGUCAUCAGCAACAUUGCUCCAGGACACAGGGAUGGGGAAUUCUGUGUCGGCUGCCCACAGCACGGCAACAUCUCUCACCAGCAUGGCAGUUGGUGGUGGUGGCGGCGGCAGCAGUAGUGUUACAUUUAGUGCCUCAGAACUGCCCCAAAAUCAUCCUACCUUAGAAAAGCAAUGCCAUGAUGCUCUUCCAACUGCCUGCCCUAUGCACAACAAGAUUACCGAGGCCACCAAAGAAACUUCAGAAAAACACGAUAGAGGAAGUAUGGAACCAUCGGCUGCACAAGCCCACUACAUUCCCCCUGGAACACUCAUACCUUCAGAAUGUCCUAUGCACCAAGCAAAUAAAGAACAAUCACCACAGGCAUUCCCCUCUGAAUGUCCAAUGAGCGCAGGUGAAGGUAAAGAUUGGCCCAAACAUCAGGAAGGUGUACACUUUGGAAAGGAAUAUGCUGGGAAGUAUGUGGGCAUCAACCCACUCAACAUGGAAGGCUAUCCUAACCAAAAACCUUCUCCAGACCAACCAUUUGAGCUGCCAACUGAAAGGCAGGUUUCAACAAUACCCAAAGCUGGUUCAGAAAAUGAGAAUUGGGUGUAUCCGUCUCCACAGAUGUUUUGGAAUGCCAUGCUGAAAAAGGGCUGGAGAUGGAAAGAUGAUGACCUCUCUCAGAAAGACAUGGAUAGCAUCAUCCGUAUCCAUAAUGUCAAUAAUGAGUUGGCAUGGCAAGAGGUGUUGAAGUGGGAAUCGCUCCACAAGAAAGAGUGUGGGAAUCCUAAACUGAAACGAUUUGGUGGAAAGGCAUCAGAUUAUUCUCCAAGGGCACGCAUCAGAAGCUGGAUGGGGUACGAAUUGCCUUUUGACCGUCAUGAUUGGAUUGUUGAUCGGUGUGGUAAGGAUGUGCGAUAUAUUAUUGACUACUAUGAUGGUGGAGCAGUUAAUCCCAAUGACUACAAAUUUGCCAUCUUAGAUGUUCGACCCGCUAUGGACUCGUUUGAAAAUAUCUGGGACAGAAUGGUGGUUGCAUGGUGGCGAUGGACCAGGAGUAAUGAUUAAUAUUUUUAACAAGUAAAAAUGGUGUUUUAAUAUGUAGAUAUUGUAAUUAAAUAUUUGUACUCCAUAAUCAUUUCUAGCACAGCGGUCAAUGUCCUCAGUUCAUAAUCAACAAACCUGGGUUUAAUCCCCUGGCAGGAUAGAAAAAUUUCCUUUCACUCAAUGUGUUUGUUCACCUAGUUGGCCUAGAGAUCUUGAUUAACCUAAAUAAAGGUUUCCUGUCCUCAACAACGGAGAAAAUAAAAUAUGCCGGUUACUGUAUUAUACAAAUGUUAAAAUUAGAAUAUGUACCAAUAUUUCAUGUUUUGGUACCAAUUAGGUUUUUUAUUUUUUUUUGGGUGAUUACUAACUGUAAUCAUUUACUUUGAUAAAAUACUUUUCUGACUAUGAAGAGAAGAUAAUGCUUAUUUUCCCUUAUUUGGAAAGUACUGUACUGAAAUAACUGGGAUUGCCUUCUAGAACUUUGACUGGACAAGGGCAAGAUUUUAUAAUCUCUUCAUAUAAAAAUAUUUGACCAAGAUUCCUAAUCUGUCCACUAAAAUAUCAUUCUUAAAGUAGUGUUGUUAUAACCACAAUAAGAGAAUACUUUGUCAACAUCCAUUCAACAGAUUUUGGAAAAUAAAUGAGCAAACAACCACUGUAUGCAAGUAGCACAGGCUCAAGUGUGUGUAGUUUACACAGAUGUGUUGGUGUGCUCUAAACAACUUUGUUGUUUAAUUGUAAAUCUGUACAAAACUAAGAUUAAAGAAAAUAUAAA
This is a messenger RNA of Procambarus clarkii (red swamp crayfish), 1929 nucleotides long. RefSeq names its product Cytochrome c heme lyase (gene Cchl). Gene Ontology annotation, cellular component: mitochondrion. Gene Ontology annotation, biological process: cytochrome c-heme linkage. NCBI's taxonomy places the organism in Eukaryota, Metazoa, Arthropoda, Malacostraca, Decapoda, Cambaridae. Gene Ontology annotation, molecular function: holocytochrome-c synthase activity. The record is from RefSeq and is a predicted model, not a curated record.